AUGCAGCCAAACGUCUCGCUCGUCGUUGCCCUGGGCCUGGCAACCCAUCUCAUCCGCGUCUGCAAUCGCACGCCGAAUACACCACGCGUAAAGUACGACAAAGACAAGCUGUUCGCCAUACCCUUUGUCAAAGAGCAUGGGCCUGUGAUCCUCGAGUACCUGUUCGUGAUACCCUGUGUCUAUCACAUUGUUCUCACCGCAACUCUUCGAGAUCGCGAACCAUCGGCGCUUUGUCCGCACCCGAACCACCCAGAUCACAAAUACUUCACCUGGUCGCCGUACACUGUCAUAUGCUUGUCUAUCAUCUUCGCUUCGGCGACUUUACGCCUCCUUGCGUUCCGUACGCUUGGGAAGAACUUCACGUUCGAGCUGGCUCAGCCCGAUCGGCUCAUCACGACUGGGAUCUAUGCUUAUGUCCAACAUCCCUCUUACGGGCCUUUGUUUGUUCUUAUAUGCGCUACUGUCAUGCUCUUUCUUCCACUUGAUGGCGCUCUGGGCUGCUUGCUACCAUUCUCAGCAGUAGAAUUGUGGAUCACGUGGCACUGGUACAUCCUCGCAUGUAUUAUCGUGAUUAUGAGCAUUGCGCUAGGAGUGAGAGUUCGCGACGAGGAAGCUAUGCUAAAAGAGACAUUUGGGAAAGCUUGGAUUGAAUGGAAUCAGAGGACACCUCGGUUUGUGCCAUAUCUGUUUUGA
Molecule: messenger RNA, 693 nt
Organism: Verruconis gallopava
Lineage: Eukaryota; Fungi; Ascomycota; Dothideomycetes; Venturiales; Sympoventuriaceae
Exons: 1
Coding region: 1-693 (230 amino acids)
Biological process (GO): C-terminal protein methylation
Cellular component (GO): membrane; endoplasmic reticulum
Molecular function (GO): protein C-terminal S-isoprenylcysteine carboxyl O-methyltransferase activity
Source: RefSeq, a predicted model, not a curated record